CCAUGUUGUGUUUCCGCGGCCCGGAGGGACGUCCGGUGGUAAAGAGCCGAUGACAGAGCCGCCCGCUGGGCCGCUGCCUGCCGGACCUCAGCAGGAAGCCAUGAGCCGCCCGUCCUCAGCCGGGGGAGGAGCACUGGGAGCCGCUAAAGCAGGAGGGGGGAAGCACGGAGGCUCCGGAGGCGCCGGUUCUGCCGCCGCCGCUGCAGCCGCGGCUGCUGCUGCUGCGGCGGCGGCGGCUGCCGGUGUGGGCUCCGUCACCGGGUCUGUCGCUCCGUCCUCCGCCGUCACGCUGCCCCUGGCAGUGGGUCUGGCCGGGCAGCCCCCGGAGCUGACGGCCCUGUUCGAGUGCCCGGUGUGCUUCGACUACGUGCUGCCGCCCAUCCUGCAGUGCCAGGCGGGUCACCUGGUCUGCAACCAGUGCCGCCAGAAGCUGAGCUGCUGCCCGACCUGCCGCGGCCCGCUCAGCCCCAGCAUCCGCAACCUGGCCAUGGAGAAGGUGGCCUCCACGCUGCCCUUCCCCUGCAAGUACUCGUCCGCCGGCUGCCUGCUGUCGCUGCACCACAGCGAGAAGCCCGAACACGAGGAGGUGUGCGAGUUCCGGCCCUACACCUGUCCCUGUCCCGGCGCCACCUGCAAGUGGGCCGGCCCGCUGGAGGCCGUCAUGCCUCACCUGAUGCACGCGCACAAGUCCAUCACCACGCUGCAGGGGGAGGACAUCGUGUUCCUGGCGACGGACAUCAACCUGCCCGGCGCCGUGGACUGGGUCAUGAUGCAGUCGUGCUUCAGCCACCACUUCAUGCUGGUUCUGGAGAAGCAGGAGAAGUACGAGGGCCACCAGCAGUUCUUCGCCGUGGUGCUGCUCAUCGGCACCAGGAAGCAGGCGGAGAACUUCGCCUACCGCCUGGAGCUGAACGGGAACCGGCGCCGCCUCACCUGGGAGGCCACGCCCCGCUCCAUCCACGACGGCGUGGCCGCCGCCAUCAUGAACAGCGACUGCCUGGUGUUCGACACGUCCAUCGCUCACCUGUUCGCCGACAACGGCAACCUGGGCAUCAACGUCACCAUCUCCAUGUGCUGAGGACCGGACCGGGCCGGACCCGACCGGGCCGGACCGGACCGGGCCGGACCGGGCCGCCAUGCUCCGCCUGGAGCUCAGGACUCUGCUGUCAGAACCCUGCAGAACCUCAGCAGACACUAAAACUGGAAGAGGAAGGUCCGCUGACCCGUCUGUAACGGUUCUGAGAAAAAAAUAAAAAUGUUUAGAAAAGUUCUCCAGCUGUCCUGUUGGAGACUCUGGUUCUGGUUCUGAUCCACAGAUCAGAACCUUUUCCAGCCCUGCAGUCUGAGACAGAGCUGGGUUAAAGCCAGCAGUCCACGCCUCGGUUCUGUUGGGGAACCGGUCCAGCUGGAGGAUCCGGUUCUCCCGGGUUUGGUUCUUUACAGCCGGCAGAACUCUGGUGAUCCGAACUCUCGUCACGGUUCUUCUCCUUCAGAACCUCCUGGUUCUCCAAGGGGAGGCCCCUCAGAGCAGGGGGCGACACCGGGACCACCAUUAAAUCAGAACCGAAGGGUUCUGGUGGUACCGUUUCCCUUCCUGCUCCAGCCCAGGUCCAAAGAAAAAGUUCCAGGAGAUCCCAGCAUGUGGCACCAGGAACAGGAAGAACGCAUGGGGACGACGGUUCUGAUGGUUCUGUUCUGAUGAUGGACCGGCCCGGUGCCGUCACAUGACCAGGUGUCCUGCGACUGGAGAGCCUGGAUUGGAUCUGUGAGCUGGUGUUUAUGAAAAUAAAAAUGAUUCUGUUGUCGAGCGUUUCUCAUUCACCAGCCGAACCAGAACCGGACUUCUGGACCGGACUUCUGGACCUUCAGGUAAACCCAGACAGAAGGUUGCUGGUUCACAUCCCAGGUGAGGCGUGAUCUGUCCGGCCACAGGAACCUUUUUCUACUGCUGACGUCUUCCUGCGGUGCUGAUCAGAGGACAGGCAGAACCGGGCCCAGGUUACCGCUGACCCGUUUAGAACCACGGAGACGGACCGGAUCAACCCGGACGCUCCUCACCGCUGUAGCAGGACGUGAUCUCAGCCUCGCUCCCUGACCCAAACUGAAGCUCAGGACUCUGAUGAUGUUUAAAUCAGUUUCUGUGAACACAGAAGAAACAUUUUCCCCUUUUGUUUCAAACUUCCUGCUGAGGCUAGCAUAGCAUCAUUAGCAUGCUAGCUAUUAGCUUUACAAUAAAUAAUAAAAGUUUAUGUUCAGGCUGAUGGUCAAAGCACUUUGUUGGACAAACUUUUCACUUUUAUUUCCAUUUUCUGAUCAGCGCACACAGCCGGACCUCAGAACCACUCAGGACCCGCAGAACUCGCCAGAGGAGCGGCCAUUUUCUUCAUUUCACUUAAAUAUAAUCACCAAUAACUUUUAUACAGAAAAUAACUGAUUUCUUGUGUUUCCAUAAGGAAUAUAAGCAUCAUGUGAUCAAACUGGCAUUCAACUAUUCUAUCGGACCAAAGUCAAACAAUUAUUCCUCAUAAAGCAGAAGAAAAUAUGGACUGUUGCCGUUUUUGGGUGUUUCUGUGCUUAGAGUGUAGAGGAGAUAACAUCAGAUGCUAAAUGUUAGCAAUGCUAAUUAUUAAUUUCAUUGCAACGUACGGACAUUCUCUGCAUUGAACCCGUCCCUCAGGCGGCAGCGAGCUGCCACUGGGUGGCGCCGGAGAGCUUUCUGGGGCAAAGAGUCUUGCUCAAGGACCCAGUGUGGCAGUCUGUGGGAUUCAAACCCAGAACCUGGCAGUCUGCUCUCCGUCUAGGCCACCAGAACAGGUUCCCUUAUAAAUGCAGAGAACCCAGAGAGAUGCUAACAGCGUUAGCCUGGGCGCGGUUCCUGGGUCCAAAUACGGACUUCCUGUUGAUUUAGUUUCCUGUUUGUUUAAGCACGCUUCGUUCUGAUUGGCCAGUUUCCCCAAGUCUACAGAAAAACGUGUGAAAAUGUUAUUUUUGGGGGAAAGGUUGCUCUUUCUAGGAUUUUGCAAAUAAAAAGAAUCUGAUGUUUAA
This is a messenger RNA of Fundulus heteroclitus (mummichog), 3045 nucleotides long. RefSeq names its product seven in absentia homolog 2 (Drosophila)-like (gene siah2l). Gene Ontology annotation, cellular component: cytoplasm. Gene Ontology annotation, biological process: proteasome-mediated ubiquitin-dependent protein catabolic process; multicellular organism development. The record is from RefSeq and is a predicted model, not a curated record. Gene Ontology annotation, molecular function: ubiquitin protein ligase activity; ubiquitin conjugating enzyme binding; zinc ion binding. NCBI's taxonomy places the organism in Eukaryota, Metazoa, Chordata, Actinopteri, Cyprinodontiformes, Fundulidae.